AUGAGGAAACUGAGGAAUCCGUUCAACGUCAAGAAGUCUUUCCCUCGGAUGUCAUGGAACCCACAAAAUCUGUUCAACUUAUACCAACGAAGUUUCGGGCCGGAAAACAAAGAUACGAAUUUCUUGAGAUCGUCCAAGACAGUAUAUUGGCAGAAAUGGAGGUCGAAGGCGGUGACACGAGCCUAUCAUGGAGAUUGGAUCCAAGAAAAGAAGUUCAAGCGACACUAUCUGCCCGCCUCCCUGCCUGCGCUCGCCGUUAAAGCGUCGCUAAAGAAAUCUCGCUACGGAAAUCGAGAAGAGAAGGUGCCCUUGGCCGCACUGAUGUAUCAAGAACUCGAACGACGAUUGGAUGUUGCUAUCUUUCGAUCUUGUUUUGCUGAUAGUGUGUACGAGGCACGCCGGAUCGUCAUCCACGGAGCUGUCAAGCUGAACGGUGUUAAGUGUAACGCGCCAUGGACCCGGCUACACCCUGGAGAUAUGUUUACCAUCGACCCGAUGGCGAUUCCCAUGCUCAAUCCUGGAAAAACAUGGCCCGAGGGCCUUGGCGACUCGUACGUUGUGGAUCUAGACCAGAAGAAGAAGCCCACGCCCAAGAAAAUAGAGCCAAGCCCUCCUGCCGAGCAGAGUGAACCUGUCGAGGCCCUCUCAGCCAAUGAUGAAACAGCCGAGAAACCUACAACAUCCCAAGCAGAAAGCACAUCUGAAUCCUCCGAGGUGGUGCCGGAGGCCGACGAGGACGACCCGGUUGUCAACACAGAACCAUCCGAUGAAUCGAAAGAAACUAUCAAACCACCAACAAAAAAGCCCCACUUGACCUUUACCCUUCCGACAUACGCCUCGCCAUUCCUGUUUAUACCCCCAUAUCUCGAAGUCUCAUUCCGUCUCUGCACCUCGGUCUACCUUCGCCACCCGACCUCGGGGCCAGGCUACUGCGAGAUUCCGACGCCGUGGGAUGCCGAUGGGGAGGUGAUGAAGCUUGCCUGGGAAUGGUAUACCAAGCAAGGUCUGGGUCGACGCAUCAGACGGGAGCGCAAGGAGUGGGACGCAUUGCGAGAAAUGAAGCGAGAUCCUUUCGCCGAGGGCCAUCUCAGGAAACACGCCCUGGGAGGUCGGGUCGCUGUUCAUGGAAAAUACGAAGGCGGACGAGUCGGGACUGCUCGUCUUGGUAGUGCCGAACCCAGGCUGACUCCUUUUAAAUAG
This is a messenger RNA of Puccinia triticina, 1200 nucleotides long. RefSeq lists its product as uncharacterized. The record is from RefSeq and is a predicted model, not a curated record. Gene Ontology annotation, molecular function: structural constituent of ribosome; rRNA binding. The transcript is spliced from 3 exons. Gene Ontology annotation, biological process: positive regulation of translational fidelity. Gene Ontology annotation, cellular component: mitochondrial small ribosomal subunit. NCBI's taxonomy places the organism in Eukaryota, Fungi, Basidiomycota, Pucciniomycetes, Pucciniales, Pucciniaceae. The coding region runs from base 1 to 1200 and encodes 399 amino acids.